AUGGCUGACUACUUUGCAUACUCUAGUUUGCCUGACGACAACUUUCGUCUGCUACAUCUAAUUGGACUAGAUGAGGGUGGCCGGGUCAAAUGCACUCUCACAGACGUGCCUCGCGAUUCAGCGCCACGAUACGAAGCAAUUUCGUACGCAUGGGACAAUCAGCAGCCCUCCACUCCUAUCAUCUGCAACGACAAGAAGCUCAUGAUCACCCCUUCUCUCUGUCUAGCCCUUAACACCUUCUAUUCGCUGAGUCAGCCUUGUCCGCUCUGGGCCGACGCCAUCUGUAUCAAUCAGUCAAACAAUGAAGAGAAGUCGCGCCAGGUCCCAUUGAUGGACAAGUAUUACAAUGAGGCCCAGAGAGUACUCGUUUGGCUUGGGUCCUCUGGAACCUACACCGACCUUGUGAUGGACGAGAUAAAGGCACUAAACAAGUCAUUGGAGACCAUUGAGAGACCCAUCUUGAUUGCCGACAAAACACUUCAGAGCCACGGUCUACCUCUUCAGAACAAUCCGCUUUGGCAGGGCAUUAGCGAGAUCUUUGCCCGUAAUUGGUAUCGACGCCUGUGGGUCGUGCAGGAGGUCGCACUUGCAAGCCAUGUUGUGGUCUUCUGCGGUUCAAAAUCCAUUGAAUGGCAUGAACUUUCGUCUCUAGCCGAUCACUUGGGACGUACCGGUCUGACCUCCCUUGCUCGAGGCAACGUAAAUGUCGAUCCAAGCAAGACUGAUGGUUUCGACGCCAUGAUGGUCCCUGAUUUCAUCAAAGACUUUCGAAGUCAGGGCAAAUCCUACUCUCUGAAUCGUCUCUGCCAUUUUGCUCGUUCGCGUGACACAACAGAGCCAAUAGAUAAGGUCUAUGCCGUUCUUGGACUGAUUGAUGAGGCGGUUCGAAAAAAGAUUAAGGUUGACUAUUCAUUGGAAAGUCGUCAGACGUACUGGAAAGUAUACAUCGACUUAGGGACCGUAAUGUUACAGGAGGAUCCAGGUCUUUUUCUGCUUCAGAUAGCAUCGUCCAAAGGAAGACCGCCGGAACUUCCGUCCUGGUGCCCAAAUUUCAACUCGACAUCGGAUGCCCUGAUGCUUCCUCGAGGAUUCUACAAGACUGGUAUGACCGGCGGGGACUCUGUAGAGCAUGACCGGACGCCUUAUCUUGGAAGAGCCUCAGAUAGCAAAGGUAUCAAGCUGCGUGGACUACACGUCGAUGAAAUCGCAGAGGUAGUGGGUUCCUCAUGGCAGUGGGAUCGGGAACUUGCCCAGCAGAAGGGACCGGAUGGGUGUGCGGCGAGGGGUUGGAAGUGGAUGAACGAAUGCCGAGCACUUUCAUCAAGAGUACUUCAAAUGCCCAAUGCCAUUCCCGAGCAGCUGGUUCGCACGCUCAUAGCCAAUAUCCUUCAUCAACCUGCCACUUAUGCACCUGAUCCAAAAUGCCUCUGGGAGUCCGUUUUUCCGGCAACAGUCUAUCUUCAAGCUGUUAGAGAUGUAGGCACACUCGCCAGCCGGCACAUGACCCAACAUGAAUUACUUUGUGCGCAGCGAUAUCUGCAAGCAUUGAAUAUGGCUUGCAGUGGACGCAGGUUUUUUGUCACCAAGUGUGGUUUCCUUGGUAUAGGACCUCUGGAAACUAAAGCGGGAGACCUGGUGUAUGUAUUUAGAGGUGCUCAAGUUCCCUUCCUUUUCAGGCGGGAAUUAGCUAAAGACUGUUUCGAGCUCCUUGGGGAGGCUUACGUGGACGGCCUGAUGGACGGCCAAGCAUUUGGCGAAGGACAGCAUCAUGGUGACAGGAUUGAAACAGUCCUUACCGUGAUAUAG
Molecule: messenger RNA, 1806 nt
Organism: Endocarpon pusillum Z07020
Lineage: Eukaryota; Fungi; Ascomycota; Eurotiomycetes; Verrucariales; Verrucariaceae
Exons: 1
Coding region: 1-1806 (601 amino acids)
Source: RefSeq, a predicted model, not a curated record